CCGACCGAACGGCAGCGAAACAAAGGGUUCUUACGGGACAAGAAGGAGGCAAUAAUAGCGAGAAUUGGUCGGACACCAUGAUUCAAUUGAAGUCCCUCAUCAAUUGCAUCGACAAUUCCGGUGCCGCCAUAGUCGAGUGCGUGAACGUUCUGCGAUCGAAAAGGCCUGCGAAAGUCGGUGACCGCAUAGUAGUCGUCGUGCAGAAGCAGCGAAAUUUCGGCCCCGAGGCCAACAGUGUGUCCGUCAGCGCAGCAAACAAGGUCCGACGUGGAGAUGUGCGGCACGCGGUAGUCGUGCGGACUGCGAAGAAGUGGCAGCGGCCCGACGGGAGUGUUGUCAAGUUCGAUGACAAUGCGUGCGUGUUAAUCAACAAGGCGGGGGAGCCAAUUGGAACGAGAGUCAGCGGCAUCGUUGCGGCCGAGUUGAAGCAGAAGCAGUGGUCCAAGAUAUUAUCGCUAGCACCGAUGCAUGUUUAG
Messenger RNA from Aaosphaeria arxii CBS 175.79, 476 nucleotides. Its product is annotated as ribosomal protein L14. Gene Ontology annotation, biological process: translation. NCBI's taxonomy places the organism in Eukaryota, Fungi, Ascomycota, Dothideomycetes, Pleosporales. The record is from RefSeq and is a predicted model, not a curated record. The transcript is spliced from 3 exons. Gene Ontology annotation, molecular function: structural constituent of ribosome; large ribosomal subunit rRNA binding. The coding region runs from base 78 to 476 and encodes 132 amino acids. Gene Ontology annotation, cellular component: ribosome; mitochondrial large ribosomal subunit.